GUAUACAUAGACGCUACAAGUCCAUACACCGUAAAUUUUGGAUACCAGGGUUCUCCUCUGCUCGCAAAAGACUUGUUACUUGCCACUUUAAACGAUGAGUCUCGACAAUUAGAUGUUUGUGAAUAAUUUAUGUAAAAGGCUCUUUUCUACAAGAAGCUACAAGCCUCCUACAAAGGAAAUAAUACAUCCAUACGUCAAUGAACCGGAACAUUUGAGCUUAACUCCCAGGUACAAGACGGCAGUACUAACCGGACCUCAACAGUUCAUACCAAAAGACUACUACAAGGAUCUGCGAUUGGAAGUCACCAGAAGUGGUCAAUAUUUGGGUGAAGACUUCCCAUAUAACUUCCUACGCGCAGAUAAAGUCUGGAGAAAUCGCAAAUAUAAUGUCAAAAUAAACCCAGUCCCCAAUGAAAUUUCCAGGGUCAAAUGUGUUACCUUCUACAAGAGGCUACAAGUCUGGGCAGCCCAUUGGAUGGAGAAUGGGAUUUUUAGGAGCCGUUGGUUUAGAUGUGCGUACGGUUUUCAAAGAGCUAAAACUGCCGCUGAGGAGUUUAGGAAAACUCUUAUAAUGGCUGGAAGAGUUGAUAACAUGAAAACCGAAAGCCAAAAGCGUCUAGACUCGGAAAAGUUGAAAUCGCUACGCUUACUCAAAAAGAAGAGAUUCGAGUUUGUCAUCAAGAGAAAACUAUAAGAAUACAUGACACAUAAAUAAAGUUUAAAUUAUUAGUACU
Molecule: messenger RNA, 734 nt
Organism: Theileria equi strain WA
Lineage: Eukaryota; Apicomplexa; Aconoidasida; Piroplasmida; Theileriidae
Exons: 4
Coding region: 113-694 (193 amino acids)
Biological process (GO): regulation of DNA-templated transcription
Molecular function (GO): DNA-binding transcription factor activity
Source: RefSeq, a predicted model, not a curated record